This is a messenger RNA of Camelus dromedarius (Arabian camel), 1867 nucleotides long. Its product is annotated as rap1 GTPase-activating protein 2. Gene Ontology annotation, biological process: activation of GTPase activity; regulation of small GTPase mediated signal transduction. The record is from RefSeq and is a predicted model, not a curated record. NCBI's taxonomy places the organism in Eukaryota, Metazoa, Chordata, Mammalia, Artiodactyla, Camelidae. Bases 9 to 578 code for a protein of 189 amino acids. The transcript has 6 exons. Gene Ontology annotation, cellular component: cytoplasm; plasma membrane. Gene Ontology annotation, molecular function: GTPase activator activity.
GCCUGGACAUGACCCACGGACAGACAGGGGUGGAAUCACUGUACACAGUAUUCCGGGACAGGGAGACCGUGUUUCCUGUCUCCACAAAGCUGCCGUCUACCGAGGGAGACACCCAGCAGCUCCAGAGAAAGAGACACAUUGGGAAUGACAUUGUGGCCAUCAUCUUCCAAGAAGAAAACACACCGUUUGUCCCAGAUAUGAUUGCAUCCAACUUCUUACAUGCCUACAUUGUCGUGCAGGCUGAGAACCUGGGCAUGGAGACCCCAUCCUACAAGGUUGCAGUCACUGCCCGGGAAUAUGUGCCUGCCUUUGGCCCACCUCUGCCCAGCCCCCGUUUUCCAGAAGGGCCCAGAGUUCAGGGAGUUUCUGCUCACCAAGCUCACCAACGCAGAGAAUGCUGCAAGUCAGACAAGUUUGCGAAGCUGGAGACCGGACGAGGGCAGCCCUCCUGGACAACCUUCACGAUGAACUCCACGCCCACAUGCAGGCCAUGCUGGGACUGGGCCCAGAAGAGGACAAGUUUGAGAGUGGGGGCCAUGGGGGAUUCCUGGAGUCUUUCAAGGAAGGAAGUGGACUAGAUCUGUCAUUGUUAGGACUUUGUCCUUUGAUGCUGAACCCUUGCUGACUGCUGAAAUGGUCCUAAGCCAGCUUUCCAAGCCAUAAUACCCACCUCUUCAUGCGAGAUGUGUUGCUGGCCUCUGUGGGGUAUGCACCCAGAGUCUCCUCACCAGCAGGAAGGAAAAGGAGUCCCUGCUGGUCUGUGUGUCUCUGUGUCCCUGCAGUCCCUCUUCCUUCCAGGUGAUGGCAGCAGAGGAAAAGGAGUCCCAGAGGGCAGCGGCCAGGCACCCAAGCGGGACAAGUGGGCAUUUAUUUGUAUAUGUUCUUUCAAAAGAUUACAAGAUGAACUGUGCCAGUUCAAAUUCACGUGCUUUAUUUGUUUAGGAUUCGGGCUCCAGGUUUUUGUUCCAGAAAGAUUUGAAGCAUUAUUCUAAGUGGAAGAAUUCAGGAUUAAAAAUAGAAACCAUGCAGAACUUUUACCUGGCACCUGAGCUGCACGUGGGCAAUGAAUGUGGAGGAUGUGGCCACGUGCUAGCCAGCCUGAGUGCCGCAAGGCUCUGGCUGAGAGCUGGGGAUUAUUUUUGCGUCCUAGCCUGAUAAUCAUGGUUGUUGUCCCCCCAUUUCACAUAUGUGGAAACAGAUUCAGGGAGACCAGCACGGUGAUCUUGGCUUGUUAAGUGGCAGAGCCGAGACCCUUCCCAUACAUCCCUCUGCCUCCUUUGGGUGGCACAACUUUCAUUUUCUGGCCCAUUUUCAUUUUCUACCUACCUUUGCAGAGAGAAGGGUUUUGUUGCUUUGAUAGAUUAAAUCUAUCAAAAUGUAGGAAAUUGACCCGAGACCACAGUGUUGUCCAUGACAGUUGUUCAGGUGCAGUCUGUGUCACAGCUGGAUGUGAACUAACUUACAUCAAAGGCUGAUGGCAGCAGGGAAACUGUGAGUUCACUGAGACUGAGAAACUGGUUCAGUCCUGUUGUUUCCUGAUGAUUUCCUCCACUGCAGUCACCCUGGCCUCCUCAACGUUCCUCCAACACUCCACACGUGCUCUGAUCUCUGGGCUUUGGCACCUGCUGUUCCCUCUGCCUCUAACACGUUUCCUUGAUAUCAGCAAAGCUCACUUAAUUGCCUCCAAGUCUUUGCCUGAAUGAUUCUUCCAGGAGCACCCUGGCCUCCCUACUACUCCACUCUGCCCCUCAGCCCUCUCCCCCUUACCUUGCCCUGUUUUUCCCAUGGUGCUCAUCACUUCCGGCACCCUAUAUAACUGGCUUUGCAUUACGCUAUUGAUCUAUUUAUGUGCCUACUACUAUGUUGU